CUUCCUCUACAGUAAGCAAAUCAUUAGAUUCCCCAUCUAAAGUUUGAAUCCCCUCUUCUUCAACACCCCUUCUCCAAAAAAUGGGAGAAGCAACAAAGUCCUAUAAACCCAACAACAAUGGUGAGAAACAAACCCAUGAGAGAACACACAAGGCCCCUUCAUGGGUUGUUCUCAAGAUACUCUCUCCAUGUAGAUAUUGCCAUGUUUCAGAAGGUAAGAAAGAGGAGGAGAAGAAGAAGGAUAUAGAGGAGAAAAAGGAUAAUUUGGGGGCUAAGAUGAUGGUUAAGGGGCCAGGAACAAAUUGUUCCAAUAGAUAUUUGAAGGGCCCUUGUGAUGAGGCCAUAAACAAUGGAGGUGCUUCCACUUGCUCUUCAUUUAACUCAUCAUCUGCUUCUGCUUCUGCUUCUGCUUCUGUGACAAGUGCUUCUUCUUCUUCUCUCUGUUCAUCUUUCUCCUCACUUGGUGGGUCUUUUAGAGGAGUGCAUAUGAAGAAGUUAUCUGGGUGUUAUGAGUGCCAUUUAGAGGCUGAUACUUUCAAUUGUGUCUCCAAAGAUCAUGCUAAGAUUACCACUAUUUGUUCCUGCAAUGAGUGUGGAGAAGUUUUUAUCAAUCCUGAGGAUUUGGAGAUUCACCAGGCAAAUAAUCAUGCAGUAUCAGAACUUGGUCCUGAGGACAGUAGCAGAAGCAUAGUGGAAAUCAUUUUCCAAUCAAGUUGGCUUAAUACUCAGCAUCCAAUGUGCAAAAUAGAUAGGAUACUAAAGGUGAACAACUCCCCAAAGACCACAGUAAAAUUUGAGGAAUAUAGGAACAAUAUAAAAGGCCAAGCCAUCAAACUAUCUGAGAAGUAUCCAAGAUUUGCAGCUGAUGGAAAUGAGCUCCUAAGGUUCCACUGCACCACCUUAGCAUGCUCACUCGGCCUCGACGGAUCGACCAAUCUAUGUCAUUCAAUCGACCGCUGCGAUGUUUGUGAAAUUAUUCGCUACGGGUUCAGAUUCGAUGAGCUUGGAAGGAUCACUCUUAGUAGUAGGGCACGCGAAAUAAGUCCGAUCUCGUGCGGUGGUGAAGCGAAGAGGGCGAUGUUCGUGUGCAGGGUGAUUGCAGGGAGAGUUAAGAAGAGCAAUUGUUCUACAGUGUGGGAAUGUGAGUCUAUUAUUACUUCUCCUGAGGAUUUUGAUUCAAUGGUUGGUUCAAAUUCAGAAGAGCUCAUUGUGUUCAAUCCUAGAGCUAUAUUGCCUUGCUUUGUUGUGAUAUACAGUUUUUGUUAAUGUAAUCUUCUUUAACAUCUCUAAUUAAACUUAUAUUUCCUUUGCGAAUUUGUGAGGUAACAUUGAAAUUGAGUUUUGGUUCUUGUAUGUGUUUCAUAACCUCAAUUUUUUGGUUCCUCUUCUGUUAUGCUAUGAACCAAUCCAUCCAACAAGAUAAAGAGAGAAAUGCAAACUCUAUGGGCAUCGGAUUCUUGUAUAUUCAACUGCAUGAUUGAUAAUGAUGAGAUAAUUUUUUGUA
Messenger RNA from Ananas comosus (pineapple), 1503 nucleotides. RefSeq lists its product as uncharacterized. NCBI's taxonomy places the organism in Eukaryota, Viridiplantae, Streptophyta, Magnoliopsida, Poales, Bromeliaceae. Bases 81 to 1265 code for a protein of 394 amino acids. The record is from RefSeq and is a predicted model, not a curated record. The transcript has 2 exons.